Messenger RNA from Effrenium voratum, 1640 nucleotides. The record is from the annotation of a GenBank genome assembly. Lineage: Eukaryota; Dinophyceae; Suessiales; Symbiodiniaceae.
GGCUCAAGUCCGGUGAAAGCGACGCCCCCCCCCGCGGUGGGCACGGACUGCGGGAGGAGCGCGGUGCGCCGAAGACGCGAUGGUGGCAGCAUCAACUUGCCGAGGUGGCUGCGCGAAGGAGGCCGCGCUGAUCUCCGCAGUAGCAGGCGCCGCCCUGUGGCAGCUGCACUCCGGCAUCGGGUUCGUGGCGCAGCCGUUGCUGGACAAUAAGGAACUGGCCCGGCCUUUGAAGCCGCGCGCUGCAACAGCGCAGCCCAGUGGUCUUUCCCGCUCCCGAGGUGUGUGCGCCGCAGUGGCCGGCAGCGGCGCGGCCGCGGUGCUGCUCAGGCAGGGCCGUAGGGCUGCGCGGGAGAAGCGCUGCCACGUGAUUCAACUUGCCGUUCCUGCGUCUCAGGAGAAGGCUGAGAUUCCCUUGCCGCUUGUUGCGGCAGGCGCUCUGGCCGUUUUUGCUGUGGCGGAGCCAGCUCUGGCUCAGGAGGCUGCCACGGCAGUGGCCGGCGCGGCGGCGGACGCCGCAGGUGCCGCUGAGGAUGCCGAAGAGGUGAUCGGAGAGGUGGCGCAAAGUGGAGGAGACUGGUUCGAGCCCUUGAUCCAGUUCAACGCCGGCAUCAUCGCCGGCAUCGAUGGUGUCAUCGAAGAUCAGCUGCACGUUCCCAACAGCUUCGGCUUUGCGAUCAUUAGCUACACGCUGCUCAUCAAGGUGCUGACGUAUCCUUUGAAUCAGGCAGCGCUCCGAUCUGCCGCCAUCAUGCAGCUGAUCAAGCCCAAGAUCGAUCAGGUCAACCGGAAGUACAAGAACGACCAGGAGACGCAGAACCGGAUGCUGCUUCGGCUGUACGACGACUGCGGCGUGAACCCGCUGGGAGGGUGCAUUCCUUCCAUCGUGCAGUUCCCCAUCUUCAUCGGCCUCUACCGCUCGAUUUUGAAGCUCGCGGAGGUGAACCCCAAGUUCCAGGAGCCCUUCCUGUGGAUCCCCAGCCUUGCCGGGCCCAGCACCAGCGGCCCCAGCCUGGACUGGCUCAUCAAGUCGCAGUCGGAGGCGGAGUUUGUGCCUCUCAUCGGGUGGGACCAAGCUGGACGGUAUGUGAUCCUGCCCAUCCUGCUGAUCUUCAGUCAGGUCAUCACCCAGAAGGUGAGUCAGCCGGAUGUGGGCAACCAGGGCGGGCCCGCGGGCUUCAUCUCCAACUUCAUCCCGCUGGUGAUCGGCUACACGGGCCUCGUCAGCCCUGCGGGUCUUGGCAUCUACUGGUUGACCAACAACCUGGUGACGCAAGGGCAGACCUAUGUCAUUCGCAGCCAGCUGGGUGAGGAGUUCCCGGAAUACAAGAAGUUCUUGGAUGGCAGCUACAAGGAAGAGGAGGAGAGGAAAAAGCAAGAAGAGGAGGAAGCAGCCAACAAGGAAGAGGAGCCCACAGGACCAGGUAGAGGCUUCGGCAGCGUGGCAGAUGACGAUGAGGAGGAGGAGGAGGAGAAGGAGUUGGCAGAUGCUCAGGCCGCACGGCCGAUGAAGCGGCUGGCGCCGAAGGCGCGACCAAGACGCAGGAGGCGCUGAUUUCAAGGCCGCCGUCAAUUUUCGCAGCCCCCGGCGAAAGCAAGAAAUCGACGACGAUUCUAGGAGCAAACCGACCGGAGCAGAAGAG